AUGGGACAACAGGAGGAUCAAGCAGAUGAGAUACGGCGAUUACUGCAGUGUGCCGCUACCAAAGCGGAUGCCUUCACAAUAUUACAAAUAGAAGCAGAGACAUGUGAAUUGGCCGACAUCAACCGCAGCUUCCGAAGGAUUGUGCUUAAAGUGCAUCCCGACAAGUGUACCCUCGCAAAGGCGGCAGAUGCCUUUCACAUUGCCGAGAAUGCACACAAACUAUUAAGUAACGAGGCUGUACUCGUGCGAUUGAAGAUUGCCCAUCAAAAGAAGAAAGAAAAAGAGGCGGCGUUAAAAGAAGAGGCAUCACGCCGACAAGCCAGUGCCACGACGAUGGGCGGCAGUCAGACGAUGUCAGGAGUAUCCGGCAGUGUAGAUGAGGAGGGAUUAACAAAGGAGGAACGCACUCGACGACGGCGACGAGAACAAAUAAUGGAACAACAAUUAGAAGCCGCACGUCUCGCAGAAGAGGCCGCGCGGAAGAAACAACGCGUGGAGCGGGAAACACGUGAACGGGCAGAACUCGCAGCGGAGUUGGAACGGCAAAGAAAAGAAUGGAAAGAUCUUAAUCUCUUUUAA
Molecule: messenger RNA, 579 nt
Organism: Trypanosoma theileri
Lineage: Eukaryota; Euglenozoa; Kinetoplastea; Trypanosomatida; Trypanosomatidae
Product: chaperone protein DNAJ
Exons: 1
Coding region: 1-579 (192 amino acids)
Source: RefSeq, a predicted model, not a curated record